Messenger RNA from Carlito syrichta (Philippine tarsier), 3072 nucleotides. RefSeq names its product olfactory guanylyl cyclase GC-D-like. Lineage: Eukaryota; Metazoa; Chordata; Mammalia; Primates; Tarsiidae. The record is from RefSeq and is a predicted model, not a curated record. Gene Ontology annotation, biological process: protein phosphorylation; cGMP biosynthetic process; intracellular signal transduction. Gene Ontology annotation, molecular function: guanylate cyclase activity; protein kinase activity; ATP binding.
AUGGGGGCUCAAGCCCUGAAGGCGGGUACCCGGAUGCUACCGUCCCAGAAGACCUACCUGCCCUGCCAGAACCGGCGGGGCUCCACCCUCAGUCAUCCGAGGAAAGCCCCUGACCUGCCACUUUUCUCUGUGGUGCUGUGGAGUGCCCUCCUGUGGGUCAGCUCCCUCCCCCAUCUGACCCAGGGGGCAAGGACCUUCAUCCUGAGGGUGCUGGGUCCCUGGGAUUGUGGCGCCAUCUUUGCCCAGGCCCUCCCUGGUGAGGCUGUGCAGCUGGCUGUGGACCGGGCCAACCAGGACCCCUCACUGCUGCCGGGCUCACGGCUGGCUUCUGUGAUCCUCCCUACAGGCUGCGACACCCUCUGCGUGCUGACCACAUUCUUGGCCCACAGGGAUACUGUGGAUGCUUUUGUGGGCCCUGUCAAUCCUGGUUACUGCCCAGUGGCAGCCCUGCUGGCCCGGAGCGGGGGCAAGACCCUCUUCUCCUGGGCAUGCGGGGCUCCCGAGGGAGGAGGCGAACUGGCACCCACCCUGCCGUCCGCUGCCCAUGUGCUCCUGUCCAUCACGAGACACUUUGGCUGGGCUCACUCAGCCAUCGUGUCCUCCCACGAGGACAUCUGGGUGGCCACAGCCCGGCAGCUGGCCGAGACUUUCAAGGCACACGGACUGCCUGUGGGGCUGGUGACCUCUCUGGGACCUGGGGAGCAGGGAGCCCUGGAGGUCCUGGAGCAGCUCUGCGAUGUGGAUGGGCUGAAAAAACUGCGGGUCUCUCUCCUAAGGGAACGCGGCGCCCUGGUGAGAAGACGGCCGGCAGAGCAGGGGACGCAGGCCUGGUUCCCUUUCCGCCCAGUCCUGGUGUCCCUGCUGUUUGGAACCAUCUAUGAUGCUGUUGUUCUGCUGGCCCAUGCCCUGAAUAUCUCUGAGAACCCUGGGACAGGGCUCUUGGGUGUUCAUUUAGGAGACCACAUAGAGAAUCUGGAUGUGGCUGGCUUUAGCCAGAGAAGUCGCACAGGCGAGAAGGGCAGGAGGCUGGCUCGGUGUGUCAUCCUGGACACAGAUGGUCGAGGAAGCCAGCUGGUCCCCACUCACAUCCUGGACACAAACACAUGGCAAGUGUAGCCUCUGGGCAGAGUCAUACACUUUCCAGAAGGGGCCCCUCCGGCCCGUGACUCCAGCUGCUGGUUUGAACCCAAUACACUGUGCAUGACGGGUGGACAGGCUCUGGGCAGCGUUCCCACCCUGGCGCUGGCCUGCAUCCUGGUGCUGGCUGGCAGCGGGGCCCUCACGUGCCUCCUCAGAUUGGGCAUCCAGAAGGUGCAGCUGGUGUGGGGGCCCCACCGGAUCCUGCUGACAGCCCAGGAGCUCGCCUUCUUCCAUCUGUCCCCAAGCAGAUGGAGACUGCAUGUGGACAGUAAGUCGAGAAGUGUGGUGGAUGGCAGAAGCCUGAUGUCAGUGGCCCAGGGGUCAGCAAAGAGCCUGCCAGGUUCCCAGAAACCAAUCUGCAUGGCCCUGUAUCAGCUGGGAGACUGGGUGUGGCUGAAGAAGUCUGAAGCAGGCACAGACCCUGAGCUGCGCCCCAGCUGCCUCAGCCUCCGGAGGAAGAUGCGAGAGCUGCGGCAUGAGAACGUUGCCACUUGCCUGGGCUUUCUUGUGGCUCCUGGGAUCAGUGCUCUGGUUCUAGAGCACUGUCCCCGGGGCAUCCUGGAGGACCUGCUGCAGAACAAGGCCCUGUGACUAGACUGGACCUUCAAGGCCUCCCUACUGCUGGAUUUUAUCCAGGGCAUGCAGUAUCUUUACCAUCGACAUUUCCCUCACGGCCACCUCAAGUCCCGAAACUGUGUGGUGGACUGUCGCUUUGUGCUCAAGGUCACUGACCACGGCUACGCAGCACUCCUGGAAGCUCAGCGGGCUCCCUGACCCUGGUCAGCCCUGGAAGAGCUGCUGUGAACGGCUCCUGAGUUGCUGUGGAGGCCUGGGCUCUCCGGGCAGGGCACCCUCAAAGGGGACGUCUUCAGCAUCGGCAUCAUCCUGCAGGAGGUGCUGACCCGAGGUCCCUACUGCUCCUCAGGACUGUCAGCGGAAGAAACCAUCAGGAAGGUGGCGACUCUACUUCCCCUGUGCCGGUCACUGGUGUCCCCUGACCACAGGCCACCCGACUGCCUCCAGCUGAUGAAGCAGUGCUGGGAGGAGGUGCCAGAGGACAGACCAAGCCUGGACCAGAUCUACACCCAGUUCUAAAGCAUCAACCAAGGCAAGACCAGCGUGGCUGACUCCAUGCUGCAGAUGUUGGAGAAGUACUCCCAGGACCUAGAGGGUCUGAUCUGGGAGUGAACUGAGGAGCUGGAGCUGGAAGGACAGAAGACGGAGAGGCUGCUCUGCCAGAUGCUGCCCCUGUCUGUGGCUGAAGUCCUGAAAGUGAGGGCGACUGUAGAGCCAGAGUACUUUGACCAGGUUACCAUAUACUUCAGUGACACUGUGGGUUUCACCAUCAUCUCAGCCCUGAGUGAGCCCAUCGAGGUGGUGGGCUUGCUCAACGAUCUCUACAUGCUGUUUGAUGCUGUUCUGGGCAGCCAUGACGUGUAUGAGGUGGAGACCGUCGGGGACGCCUACAGGGUGGCCUCGGGACUGUCUUGGCGCAGCGGGAGCUGGCAUGCAGCUGAGGUCGCCAACAUGGCCCUGGACAUCCCGAGCUCUGCAGGCGAUUUCUGGAUGAGGCAUGCACCCGACGUGCCUAUUUGCAUCAGGGCUGGCCUGCAUUCAGGGCCCAGUGUGGCAGGGGUCGUGGGUCUCACUAUGCCCCGGUACUGCCUCUCUGGGGACACUGUCAACACUGUGUCCCAGAUGGAGACCACGGGGCUGCCAUACAGAAUUCAUGUCAGCCAACGCACUGUCCAGACACUGCUCAGCCUUGAUGAAGGUUACAAAAUUGACACCAGAGGUCAGACUGAGCUGAAGGGAAAGGGCAUAGAGGAGACCUACUGGCUGGUGGGGAAGGUGGGCUUCCCCAGGCCCCCCCCACACCUCCGGACGUCAGUCUCGGAUAAUGAGUUUUUAGGCCAAAGGGCGCCCACGUGA